AGAUCUGAUGCCACGAUGAGGACUCACACACGGGGGGCUCCCAGUGUGUUUUUCAUAUAUUUGUUUUGCUUUGUGUCAGCCUACGUCACCGACGAGAACCCAGAAGUCAUGAUUCCCUUCACCAAUGCCCACUACGACAGCCACCCGAUGCUGUUCUUCUCCAGGGACGAGGUGGCGGAGCUCCAGCUCAGGGCUGCGGGCUCCCAUGAGCACAUUGCCGCCCGGCUUACCGAGGCCGUGCACACCAUGCUGUCCAGCCCCUUGGAGUACCUCCCUCCCUGGGACCCCAAGGACUACAGCGCCCGCUGGAAUGAAAUUUACGGCAACAACUUGGGCGCCUUGGCAAUGUUCUGUGUGCUGUAUCCUGAAAACAUUGAAGCUCGAGACAUGGCCAAAGACUACAUGGAGAGGAUGGCAGCUCAGCCUAGUUGGCUGGUGAAAGACGCUCCUUGGGAUGAAGUCCCGCUUGCUCACUCCCUGGUUGGUUUUGCCACUGCCUAUGACUUCUUGUACAACUACUUGAGUAAGACACAGCAGGAGAAGUUUCUUGAAGUGAUUGCCAAUGUCUCGGGAUAUAUGUAUGAAACUUCAUACCGAAGAGGAUGGGGAUUUCAGUACCUCCACAAUCACCAACCCACCAACUGCAUGGCCUUGCUCACGGGAAGCCUAGUUCUGAUGAAUCAAGGGUAUCUCCAAGAAGCAUACUUAUGGACCAAACAAGUUCUGACCAUCAUGGAGAAGUCUCUGGUCCUGCUCCGAGAGGUGACAGAUGGCUCCCUCUAUGAAGGAGUUGCCUAUGGCAGCUACACCACUCGAUCCCUCUUCCAGUAUAUGUUUCUCGUUCAGAGGCACUUUGAUAUCAACCACUUUGGCCACCCAUGGCUGAAACAACACUUUGCGUUUAUGUAUAGAACCAUCCUACCAGGGUUUCAAAGAACUGUGGCUAUUGCAGACUCCAAUUACAACUGGUUUUAUGGUCCAGAAAGCCAAUUAGUGUUCCUGGAUAAAUUUGUCAUGCGUAAUGGCAGUGGUAACUGGCUGGCUGACCAAAUCAGGAGGAACCGUGUGGUGGAAGGUCCAGGAACACCAUCCAAAGGCCAGCGUUGGUGCACUCUUCACACGGAAUUUCUCUGGUAUGAUGCCAGCUUGAAAUCUGUUCCUCCUCCGGAUUUUGGCACCCCUACGUUGCAUUAUUUUGAAGACUGGGGUGUUGUGACUUACGGAAGUGCCCUGCCUGCAGAAAUCAAUAGAUCGUUUCUUUCCUUCAAGUCAGGAAAACUGGGGGGCCGUGCAAUAUAUGACAUUGUCCACAGAAACAAAUACAAAGAUUGGAUCAAAGGAUGGAGAAAUUUUAAUGCCGGGCACGAGCAUCCUGAUCAAAACUCAUUUACUUUUGCUCCCAAUGGUGUGCCUUUCAUCACUGAGGCUCUCUAUGGGCCAAAGUACACCUUCUUCAACAAUGUUUUGAUGUUUUCCCCAGCUGUGUCAAAGAGCUGCUUUUCUCCCUGGGAGGGUCAGGUCACGGAAGACUGCUCAUCGAAAUGGUCUAAAUACAAGCAUGACCUGGCCGCCAGCUGCCAGGGGAGAGUGGUUGCAGCAGUGGAGAAAAAUGGAGUGGUUUUCAUCCGAGGGGAAGGUGUGGGAGCUUAUAACCCCCAGCUUAAUCUGAGGAGCGUGCAGAGGAAUCUGAUCCUCCUUCAUCCACAGCUCCUUCUCCUCGUGGACCAAAUACACCUGGGAGAGGACAGCCCCUUGGAGACCGCCGCAAGCUUCUUCCACAAUGUGGAUGUUCCCUUUGAGGAAACAGUGGUAGAUGGGGUCCACGGGGCUUUUAUCAGGCAACGGGAUGGUCUGUACAAAAUGUACUGGAUGGAUGAUACCGGCUACAGUGAGAAAGCAACCUUUGCUUCAGUGACAUACCCUCGGGGCUAUCCCUACAACGGGACAAACUACGUGAAUGUCACCAUGCACCUCCGGAGUCCCAUCACCAGGACCGCUUACCUCUUUAUAGGGCCGUCUGUAGAUGUUCAGAGUUUCAGCAUCCACGGGGACUCCCAGCAACUGGAUGUGUUCGUAGCCACCAGCCAGCAUGCCUACGCCACUUACCUUUGGACAGGAGAGACCACGGGACAGUCUGCCUUUGCACAGGUCAUUGCAGAUCGUCAGAAAAUUCUGUUCGACCGGAGUUCAGCCAUCAAGAGCACCCCUGUGCCCGAGGUGAAGGACUACGCUGCUAUUGUGGAACAGAACCUGCAGCAUUUUAAGCCAGUGUUCCAGCUGCUGGAGAAGCAGAUCCUGUCUCGAGUCCGGAACACAGCUAGCUUUAGGAAGACCGCUGAGCGCCUGCUGAGAUUUUCAGACAAGAGGCAGACGGAGGAGGCCAUUGAUAGGAUUUUUGCCAUAUCGCAGCAGCAGCAGCAGCAGAGCAAGUCAAAGAAAAACCGAAGGGCAGGCAAACGCUAUAAAUUUGUGGACGCGGUCCCUGAUAUUUUUGCACAGAUUGAGGUCAAUGAAAAAAAGAUUCGACAGAAAGCUCAGAUUCUAGCACAGAAAGAACUGCCCAUAGAUGAAGAUGAAGAGAUGAAAGACCUUUUAGAUUUUGCAGAUGUAACGUAUGAGAAACACAAAAACGGGGGCUUGAUGAAAGGCCGGUUUGGACAGACGCGGAUGAUGACAACUCGCAGCAGAGCCCCUUCCGCUUCGUACACCAAACUAUUCCUGAUCCUGAACAUCGCUAUUUUCUUUGUCAUGUUGGCGAUGCAGCUGACUUAUUUCCAGAGGGCCCAGAGCCUGCACGGCCAAAGAUGCCUUUACGCAGUCCUUCUCAUAGACAGCUGUAUUUUACUGUGGUUGUACUCGUCCUGUUCCCAGUCACAGUGUUAGCGCUAAAGC
Molecule: messenger RNA, 2892 nt
Organism: Puma concolor (puma)
Lineage: Eukaryota; Metazoa; Chordata; Mammalia; Carnivora; Felidae
Source: RefSeq, a predicted model, not a curated record